This is a messenger RNA of Parnassius apollo (apollo), 216 nucleotides long. NCBI's taxonomy places the organism in Eukaryota, Metazoa, Arthropoda, Insecta, Lepidoptera, Papilionidae. The record is from the annotation of a GenBank genome assembly.
UUGUACCACGGAAUCGUUGGCAAUGUACCCGAAAUAAGAGUAUUAGCCGAGAUGUUGGCUGUUCCAAUUAACUGGGAGACUUCUGCAGGAUAUAAAACAUUACUCAGGACAAUAUCAUUGCUACAAGACAACUCCUUCAAACAGAAUCUUUCAGCCAACUGCAAACGCCGCAAGGACAAUGGAGGUAUGCAAUUUUACAUUAAGCAACUUCCAUAG